Molecule: messenger RNA, 1791 nt
Organism: Styela clava
Lineage: Eukaryota; Metazoa; Chordata; Ascidiacea; Stolidobranchia; Styelidae
Source: RefSeq, a predicted model, not a curated record
UCCAGUUAUUGCUGCUUACGAAUGCAUAUUUUUCAUUCAAUUUGUUUAAUGAAUACCGAUGUUUAUUGGUCUAUGUGCAAACAUUUUACCGUAUGGUUUUAGAUACAUUCUGUAAUUGAGCGCAUCAACUAACGUUAAUGAUACGUUUUUAGCCGGAUAAAAUAUUUCAAUAUUCAUUUAAUCCACUAAUCUGUUUCUUCUGCUGACUCACAAUGAGUUCUGGUAUUAAAAGCUUUGUAUCUGAAAAACAGUUGGAAGAAAAGAGGAAAGUUCGACAGGAAGAAUGGGAAAAAGUAAGAAAACCUGAAGACCCUGUUGAGGCACCAGAAGAAGUUCAUGACAGCAGAUCAUUGUUUGAACGAUUGCAAGAGCAAAAAGACAAAAAACAAGAUGAGUUUGAAGAACAAUUAAAGUUUAAAAAUCAAUUCCGAGGGAUAGAUCAAGAUGAAUCUAAUUUUCUUUCUGAUGUCUCAAAGAGAAACUUUGAACUUGACAAACAGAAACGGGAUGAAGAAAAAAGAGAACUUGAAGACUUUCGAACUGCCGUAGCUCAGUCAAGAGAACUUCCAAAUGUGCCAAUAGAUUCUUCAACAAGAGCGGAGGACAAAAAAGAGUUGCCAAAAAAAUCACAGGUUGUCAGAAAAAAUCCACAACAAAGCAUAUUAAAAAAUGCUGUAAAACGAAAAGUACCAAGUUCUCAAACUUCUAAUAAAGAGCAGACAAACCCAUGUCCACCAGAGAAAAUUCAAAAAUCCGAAACUGAAUCAAACAAUGCUGAUAAGAACCUUACACAAACAAUAGUUUAUCCAUCAGCAACUAAGCUUGUUGGUGUAUUACCUGGUUUAGCAGCAUAUAGUGAUGAUAAAAGUGAAGAAGAAUCGGAAAGUGAUAGCUCUUCUGAUGAUUCUGGUUCUGUAUCAAAUAAUUUAUUAUCUUCUAUUGUUCAUAAGUCUCGAGGGUCAAAAAAUAAAUAUUCAGUUUUGUUACCAACUUAUAAUGAAAGGGAAAAUUUGCCAUUAAUUAUCUGGCUAUUGAUGAAAUAUUUCAAAGAAAUAGGUUGUGAUCAUGAAAUUAUAAUCAUUGAUGAUGGGAGUCCAGAUGGUACAUUAGAUGUCGCCAAACAGUUGCAGGAUAUAUACGGAGAAGAUAAAAUCGUUUUGCGCCCAAGAGCAAAGAAACUGGGUCUUGGAACAGCAUACAUUCAUGGAAUUAAGCAUGCAACAGGCAAUUUUAUUUUCAUAAUGGAUGCAGACCUUUCACAUCACCCAAAGUUUAUUCCAGAAUACAUUAAAAAACAAGAAGAUGGGGACUGUGAUGUUGUAUCAGGUACUCGAUAUAUUGGAGAAGGCGGUGUUUACGGAUGGGACUGGAAGAGAAAGCUAGUUAGUCGGACUGCCAACUAUAUCACUCAAGUCUUGCUACGUCCUGGAGUAUCUGAUCUGACUGGAAGUUUCAGACUGUAUAAAAAAGAUGUCUUGGAAAAGCUGAUCUCGUCUUGUAUUUCUAGAGGAUAUGUUUUUCAAAUGGAAAUGAUAAUUCGGGCAAGACAGUUUGACCUGAAGAUUGGAGAGGUUCCAAUCACAUUUGUUGAUAGAUUCUAUGGUGAAUCAAAGCUUGGAGGAACUGAGAUAAUCCAAUUUGCAAAGGGUCUGUUGUACUUGUUUGCAACAACGUAACAUAAAUCUUUUCACGUAUAUAUACAAUAACCUUCUAGCUGCUUUUUUCAAAUUUUUUAUUGCAAUAAGCUUGUGUCAUUCCUCUGAUAUUUUCUGUAUUUGAUCAUGAUUUUCA